Messenger RNA from Danio rerio (zebrafish), 6791 nucleotides. NCBI's taxonomy places the organism in Eukaryota, Metazoa, Chordata, Actinopteri, Cypriniformes, Danionidae. The record is from RefSeq and is a predicted model, not a curated record.
UGAUCUGUGUGGUGUGUUGUUGGUGCUGCUAUCUCUUUAAGCGCAGGCUCUGUAACCUGACUCCAGCUUCUCUCCUCCUCACUGAAGCAGCUCAGCUCGCCUCCGGUCUGCUGACGUGUCGGCAGCGGCUCCGCGAUCAACAGCUGCCAGCAUGGCUGCACCGAAUAAUCCCCGGUUUUACUCACUUUUUACCCUCCUCCUGUGCUCGUGCUUCGGCGGGAGCUGCUCGGACCGGCGGUUCUCGGAGCUGAAGCGCUGCGCGGAUGAAGAAUGCAGCAUGCUUCUCGGCAGAGGAAAGGCCGCAAAGGAUUUCACGGGGCCGGACUGUCGGUUUCUCUCUUUUAAGAAAGGAGAGACGAUAUAUGUAUAUUAUAAACUCUCAGGGCAGAGGUCAGACGUGUGGGCUGGUAGUGUUGGAAACCACUUUGGCUAUUUUCCAAAAGACUAUCUUAAUAUAAAUCAUAUAUAUACUGAAAAAGAAUUGGAGGUACCUACAGAAGAAACAGAUUUUGUUUGCUUUGAGACUGGGCUUGAUAAAUUUGAAAGUUAUGACAUAGAUGUGUUAUUAGGAAGCAAAUUAUUUAUGGAAAUUGAGAAUUCAACAGAAGAAUCAAAAGAAGCAGAUCCGUAUGACAUUUCUGAAACAGAAGAAUCAGUGGAGCAUCUUGAUUCAGAAUCUCUGCUUGAAUCAGAGGCAGUUCAUUCAGAAUCAAGAUUGCCUCUUCAAUCAGAGUUGAUCGAUUCAGAAUCAGUAUUGAUUCUCCAACAAGAGUCAGUUGAUUCUGAAUCAAAAUUGCCUCUUGAAUUAGAAUCAGUCAAUUUAGAAUCAGCAUCGACUCAUAAGUCAGUUAAUUCAGAAACAGAAUCGACUCAUGAAUCAGAGUUUGUUUAUUCGAAACCUGCAUUGACUCCUGAAUCAGAGUCAGUUGAUUCAGAAUCAAGAACAAAGUCAAUUGAUUCAGAAUCAACAACACAGUUAACUAAUUCAGAAUCAACAACACAGUCAACUGAUUCAGAAUCAAGAACACAGUCAACUGAUUCAGAAUCAACAAAACAGUCAACUAAUUCAGAAUCAAGAACACAGUCAACUGAUUCAGAAUCAAUGUUAAAGUCAACCGAUUCAGAAUUAACCACACAGUCAACCGAUUUAGAAUCAACUGAUUCAGAAUCAACAGCAGAGUCAACUGAUUCAGAAUCAACAACACAGUCGAAUGAUUUAGAAUCAACAUCACAGUCAACGGAUUCAGAAUCAACAGCAGAGUCAAAUGAUUCAGAAUCAGCAACACGGUCAAAUGAUUCAGGAUCAACAUUACAGUCAAAUGAUUCAGAAUCAGCAACACAGUCAAAUGAUUCAGGAUCAACAUUACAGUCAAAUGCUUCAGAAUCAACGUCGCAGUCAGCAGAUUCAGAAUCAACAACACAGCCAAUUGAUUCAGAAUCAACAUUGGCUCUUGAAUCAGAAUCAUUUGAGUCAGAAUUAAAAUCAUUACCUCUUGAGUCAGAGUCAUUUGAUUCAGAAUCAACACUGCCUCUUAAAUCAGAGUCAGUAGAUUCAGAAUCUGUAGAAGCUUCUGAAUCAGACACAUUGAUUCCUAAAUCUACUGAAGAUGACUCUGAUAGCUCUCAGCCAAAGACCGUCGUCUCCUCAGAGUCAACACUGGAGCCUAAAGAAGCAGCGACAGAAGAGACAGAUACUUUAACAAGCCAAGAUGAUGUAGAAACACAACCAUCAGAUUUUGAUGCACUAAACAUUGAUGAUGUUGAACUUUUGCACAUCCAACAUGACUCUGAUUCUGAGUCACAGCUUGAAACACAAACAGCAGGUUUAGAUGUAGAUAUCGAAGAGCCUGCUAGCCAUAAAGAUUUACCACUACAAACUUUAGAGAAAACACUUGAGGAUGAGGACAGCUGGUCAUCAGCAUUAAAUGAAAAAAGUGAAUCGAAAGAGACUGAAUCUUUUCACGAACACGCCAAAGAAUCACUUUUAGUUCAUGACCUCAAAGCACAAAGAGAUUUUGAAGAAGAGGAAAAUAUUGAUGAUGUGGAAUUUUCUCAUUCUCCUCACAAUACGAAAUCUGCUUCAGAUGAGAGUGAAGUCGUCCCAUCUGAACCAGCUCUGGAAACAUUAGCAUUAAAUAUAAGUGAAAUCACAGAGAAUACAAAGGAAAAUGCAGAUGAUUUUGUUAUGAAGGCCAGCAUGAACACCAAUGAAAAUGCACACAAAAACAUUGCAGACGAUGCUCGGGAUGCAGCGAUAAACAGAAGCCAACAGCCUACAGAGUCCAUCGAUGAAGAUGAAACUGAGAACGUUUCUGAAAGCCCAGAAUCUGCUCCUCUACUUUAUAAAACAGACGAACAGAUCGAAAAGGUGAAGAACGAACUGGAGGAUCUGCUUAAAAACACACUGGAGACUGAGGAAGAUAGUCCUGGAGGUGAAGAGGACGAGGCUGAAGAGCUUCUGGAAGACGAAAACGCUCUUCUUUCAUCUAAUAGUCCUCACCUCACAGACCAAAAUCCUGAAGACAAUGAGCAACAUGAUGAUGAUGGUUUGGUUGAAUCUCAACAAAGCGAAAACACAACACAAGCAGAUGAAACUGAAACUGAAGAGGUUGGUCUUCCUCCUGAAGAGCCUGAAUACAGCGAUAGCGUACUGAGACUCACAAUAUUGCGAGAUCACUUGAAGGAUGAGGAUACCGAGCGCAUGCAGAAGUACUUCGGCCUGAAGAACAUGUUCAGAAUCGAAGCCAUGUUCUCUGAUCUGGAUCUUGAGAUGAAGUCUGCUCGGGAGAUGAAGACGGAUACGGAGGAGAUCGAGCAAACGCUGGACCAGAUCACGGAGGCUUCAGAAAACUCCAUUCUCGAUGCCACAGAGGACAUACUUAACGACAGAGACCGGAAAGCUCUGGAGGAUGGACUGCAGAAGCAACCGGAGAUGUAUGAUGUUGAGGCCGCCAUGUUGGACGCUUUUCAGGAGAUCGUUUUCGCUUUGCGACAGAAAUAUUCGACAGCCAGCGACAGCGUCCCAUUGGUCGAGGAGGAACAAAGUGCAUAUGAAAGAGAUGACCCCCGAGCUGACGCUGAAGAGGUGAACAAUCUGGACAUUACAACUGAAAUAACUGAGCCAGCUGAAACUCCUGAAAUGCACAAGGAGCAGAAUGAAUCUGAACCGAUUCUGAAUCCUGAAUUGAACGUGAACCCAGAUUUGUCCCACAAUAAAGAUGUGGAUCUUGAGGAGGACGGAGGCCAUUUCAACAGGAAUAAAGACGCUCAAAUCAGUUUCGAAGACGCUGAGGAGAUCCAAAAGGGACCUCAUGCUAUUUUGGAGAAGCCAGUGGACAUUGGCUUUCACUUUGAGAUGGAUCCGUCUUCAGGUUCGUUGGAGUCUCCGAGUGUCUCCGAUUUCCAUGAUGCAGAAACUGGCAGUGAUUCCUCCGACUCAUCGACUUCAGAUGAACUUCAGGAUUUGGUGGUGCUUGUCAAAGAAAAUCUGGGAGUUUAUGGAGAGAUUCUGAUCACUGCGCUUCCAGAGGAAUGGCGACCGGGUCCCAAUUUUCACGGAGUCCCCUGGGAGCCAGUGGUGGUCACAGUGGCCAUCGGGGCCCUCACUAUACUGAUGUUCUUCUGGAGGACGGUGCUCGCUAUUAAAGGCAGAAGCUAUCAGUUAACUGAAAAGCAGCUUAGAGACAAAAUCCAGCAGCUUCUCAAUGAGAAAUCUGAUGCUGCGAACAAGAUCACAGAAUUAAAUGACAUGAUAAAAGAAAGAGAACAACGCCUGCAAAACUCAGAGAAGUCGCUGAGUUCCAGCCAACAUGAAAUAAAAGGGCUGAAGAAUCAUCACCAGAAAAUGCAGAGUCAGUGGGAGCAGAUGUCUGGGAGUAUUUCGCAGCUCAAUCAGACAAUUGUGGACACACAGGAAGAAAACGCAAACCUUAAUGAAAAGAUUUCCAAGAUGCACCAGAGAAUUGAGAAAUACCAGAAAACACUGAAGAAUUACGAUGAUGAGCGUGCAAAGGUUCAUGUCCUUAUGGAUGAAGCUAAACUCCGAGAAGACGCUCUUAAGGCUCAGGUUCUGUCUUUUGAGAAGGAAAAUGGUGCUUUAAAAGAGCAGAAGAAAUCUCUCCUUGGCGACGCUAAAGACUGGCAGGAGAAGCACAAGAAGCUGAGCGAGGAGAUCCGAGUUUAUCACAAAUCCCAGAAAGAGCUGGAAGACUCUCUGGUGCACAAGGAGAACGAGAUCGAUGUUUUGUCCAGCUGUAUCGCCGAGCUCAACCGACUGGGAGGCUGCGACUCUGCAGAGCUACAGAAAGAAGAUGCUAGAAUGUCUAACGGGGAUGAAUCUGAGAAGAAAAUGGACACUAUGAGACUGCGAAUCAAACAGAUGAUGGACGUCUCCAGGAUUAAAGCCACUCUCAGCGUUGUGGAGGACGAGAGGAAUCGCUAUAUGGAAAAUCUCCUCGCUGAACAGAAAUCCAGACAAGAGCUGGAAGAGCAAUAUCAGAAGGUCAUGCAUGACCAGAUGAAUCUGAACAAUGAGAAAACGCAUCUGGAGAACCAGAUGAAGAACCUGCAGCAGAGACUGGAGAUCACCACUGAACUCUACCAGCAGAAGGAGAACGCACUGCAACAAAAGUUGACUCAGGAGGAGCUGGAGAGACGCGAGAAGGAGACGAAGCUGUCGGAGGUGGACAGUAAAGCGCUGCGCUCGGAGGAGGAGGUUCGAGCUCUCAAGCAGAAGAUAAAGGACAUCGAGGAGGAGAUGCAGCAGAACGAACGCUCACUCAAAUCUGAGGUGGCAGUGCAAGAGAAGAAGGCCCAUGAGAACUGGUUAAAAGCACGCGCCUCAGAGAGAACUCUGGUGGAGGAGAGAAGAGAAUCAGCCACUCUUCGGCAGAAGCUUGUGGAAUACCGAGAUAAAAUAUCCGACAUGGAACAAAGUCUGUUUAAGUUGAACUCUGGGCCGCCAGAUCGACACAUGCCGCCGCCACAGCGCAGAGGGGAUUCGUACGGUCCAUCUCCUGUGAGCGGCGGGGCUCCGUCUCCUCCUUUGAUGAUCGAGGGUCCAGGACGGCCCCCAUCAGCACCUGUAGGGCGACGCGGUGAGCCGUUCGGUCCACGACCCCCGUCUGAUCCUCACGGACGCUUCUCUGAGCUUGGACACCCGCUGCCAUCCAGACCAGAAAUGUUUCAGCCGAUGACAUCAUCUCCAUGUGCUCAUGAUGGGCCGAUGCAGACGGCACCAGUCGUGGAGCCAGCCGAGUCCUCAGAUCAGGCCUCAUCUGAGCCUGUAGAGUCUCUGUCCAAAUCUCAGAGUCAGGGAUCCUUCCUGCCCUCCCCGAUCCGAGAUUCUCCGGUUCCUCCACCUAACGUCCCGCUGAAGCCUUACGGUCCCCCAGGGAUGCCGCCCAAUGGGCCACCGAUGAUGAUCCGACCACCCAACGGACACCUUCCCAUGAUGCCCCCCGACCCGCGCUUCAGACCUCCACACAUGGACUCUUACGGCCCGCCUCCACACAUCGGCCCGUUUGGACCCGUGCCUCCACCUUUUGCUCGAGGGCCUCCACUGGGGCCGCCACUCGGACAGCGGGACGUCCCGCCAGAUUUCUUUGCACCCCGCGGCCUCCCUCCUCGGCCCUUUCCGCCUGGACCUCUGCCACCCCCCGGAGCCAUGAUCCCUCCUCCAUACAGCGGACACCGUUUUCCAGCAGCCCCUGCAGUACUGUCUCAGAGCUCCAGAGAUGGAGACGAGGAGCCGCCGCAGACCCACGGGGAGCCCUGAAAAGCAUCUGCGGAGGGGAAACGAUAUUAGUUUGAUUUGAGUUUUCUUUAAUAACACAUUUGCGAGCAGAAAUAAUGAGGGUUUUGAUUUUAUACAUUAGCAAACCUUUCCUAUGGAAAUAGUUUGAUUUAAUUCACCUUUGUUUUGUCUUCUCUCCUGUGGUUAAACGAUGACAUCCACCACUCGCCCAGUGCUCAUCUUGGGAUAUCGAACCAAUAUUUAGGCAAGCCAUUUAUUUCCUCAUGCCUUUAAUGUGAGAGGACUUUUUUUUAUGCCUUCCUCUUCUUCACCGUGUUUUCGUUUGUUUGCUUUUAGUCUGAUGAUUCUCCAGCUCACGUAAUACGAUUCAGCCUGUGUUUAUUUUAACGUUUGAUCCGUCGUGAUUUCUUUUCCUAGCGGAAAGGCACAUAUGAUGUCAUAUUGACAAAGUAUUUGUACAUUUCUUUCAGCUGCGCGUGUGUUAUUAUUCAGAAAUCCCCAAACGAACACGUCAGCUCAGAUAAACGUCUUCUCUUUGAGUUUUCAGCGCCGUAUGUAUUAAUUAAAGUCGUAGAGACGCGACUGUUUUUAACGACGAAACAUGAGAAUGCAUUUAGUUCCUGCAUCAAAUUGAAUGUGACCGUUUAGUGUGAUUCUUUUAUGAACAAAUCUCUCUCAUUCAGUUAAGACAGGAAUCAUUUUCGUUAAAUUGCAAUAAUUUACUCUGCUAUAUUUCAUUUAGCCCACAACCAGUGGUGUUUCGUGGGUUUUUGAUGCUACAACAAAAAUAAUCCCAAUAUUCAAAACUAUUUUUUCAUCUGCGUUUCAUUUUUGGCAUAUGCCUCUUUUUUUUCUUUUUUUUUUUUGGUUUGGUAUUAGAGUAAAUUAUUUUAGGAAGUGUGUCGAGAGAAUGCAUCUUGUGUAAGAGUGUCUGCAUCAUGUUGAAAUCUUAGGGAAGAAACGGUUUUAAAAACGAAUGCGGCAUUGAUUUCAUGGGAAUGAAUGAAUGAGUUGAAUAAAGCUGCUUUUUCCUGAU